AUGGCUCAUCGUCAAGCAACCCACGCUGGCUCAUGGUAUAGUAGUUCAGGCACUGAAUUAUCAAAACAACUAGGUGGUUGGUUAUCCAAAGUUGCAAAUGGCAAUACACCUGCUAAAGCGAUCAUUGCGCCGCAUGCUGGCUAUGCUUAUUGUGGAGCUUGUGCAGCUUACGCUUAUAAACAGAUUGACCCAAGAGGAAUCAAAAGAAUAUUCAUAUUAGGACCUUCACAUCAUUAUUAUCUGACCAAAUGUGCAAUAAGUAUGACGAGUCAAUGUAAUACUCCUCUUUAUCCACUGCAAGUCGAUACCGAAAUUAAUAAUCAGCUGUUAAAAACUGGAAAAUUUGAUAAAAUGUCCAAAAGUGUUGACGAAGACGAGCAUAGUAUUGAGAUGCACCUUCCAUAUAUUGCUCAAGUCAUGUCCAGCCGCUCUCCGGAUUCCUUUACAAUUGUACCGAUUCUAGUUGGUGCGCUUGGAUAUAGGGAAGAGCUGAUGUACGGAGAAAUUUUCAGUCAAUACCUUGUUGAUCCUGAGAAUUUAUUUGUCAUCUCGUCGGACUUUUGUCACUGGGGUAAAAGAUUUAGGUUUACGUACUAUGAAAAAUCUCACAAGCAUAUAUUUUCAUCCAUUGAAGCCUUAGACAGAAAGGGAAUGGACCUGAUUGAACAACUGGAUCCUGCUGGAUUUCGUGAAUACUUAGACAAGUAUCAGAAUACAAUUUGUGGCCGGCACCCUAUUGGUGUUCUGUUGCAAGCAAUUGAUGCCGUUAGGAAAAAGCAAAGGUCCAACAUGAAAAUGAGAUUUUUAAAUUAUGCUCAAUCGAGCCAAUGUUUAAGUGCAAACGACAGCUCCGUUAGCUAUGCUGCAGGAGUCUUUAAUUUAUCUACUUCGUAA
Messenger RNA from Trichoplax adhaerens, 894 nucleotides. RefSeq lists its product as uncharacterized. The transcript is spliced from 9 exons. The coding region runs from base 1 to 894 and encodes 297 amino acids. NCBI's taxonomy places the organism in Eukaryota, Metazoa, Placozoa, Uniplacotomia, Trichoplacea, Trichoplacidae. The record is from RefSeq and is a predicted model, not a curated record.